UAGGGUUUUUAAGCGGCAUCGUCGACAAUGCGGGCACCAGGGCGCGCGAUCUUCCCUCCCCGACCGAUCAGCAGGUGUUUGUAGCUCGCCAGGAGCUGGGAAUCCCCCGGCGCCAGCUUAGAUCGUGGCCAUGGCAGUGGAAUUCGAGAGUGUGGAUGGAGGGAAUGGAAUCUCGCUCGCUGUGAGGAUCUACAGGCCGGCGGAGGAGGCGCGCAUCGCAGAUCUGGCGCUGGUUCUGGUGCACCAAUUCACGGUGCUUGGCGGGUGUCAGGGAUUGCUCAAAGGGAUGGCGACGGAGCUCAACAACAGGGGAUACCUGGUUGUCACGUUUGAUAUGCGUGGGGCUGGGCGAUCCUCCGGGCGGGCUACGCUCACGGGAUCGUCGGAGGUCCAGGACGUGGUGAGAGUUUGCGAGUGGGCCGUGGAGAAAAUCCCUGCCUCGAGGAUCGUUCUCGUCGGCUCUUCAGCGGGGGCUCCAAUUGCUGGCUCGGCUGUGGAUCAAGUGAAAGAAGUGGUGGGAUACGUGGGGCUGGGCUACCCGUUUGGAUUCUGGGCGUCGGUUCUCUUCGGCCGCCACAACAAGGCGAUCCUCCAGUCGGCCAAGCCCAAGCUGUUCGUCAUGGGGACUCGCGAUGGAUUCACGAGCGUCAAGCAGCUGGAAUCCAAGCUCAAGUCGGCGGUUGGGAGAGCCGAGACGCGCCUCGUCCCUGGAGUCGGCCAUUUCCAAAUGGAAGCUCCCGACUACGAUCCCAUGAUGGCCAACUUUGUCACAGAGUUCUGUAAGUCAUUGUGAUUUUUCUGUGUUAUAUACAAGAGUAUUUUAAAAAAUUAAUAAUUCUACACUCAGCAUAGCCGCAUUAA
Messenger RNA from Selaginella moellendorffii, 861 nucleotides. RefSeq lists its product as uncharacterized. NCBI's taxonomy places the organism in Eukaryota, Viridiplantae, Streptophyta, Lycopodiopsida, Selaginellales, Selaginellaceae. The transcript has 2 exons. The coding region runs from base 131 to 793 and encodes 220 amino acids. The record is from RefSeq and is a predicted model, not a curated record. Gene Ontology annotation, molecular function: hydrolase activity.